UCAGCCACUGCACCUGUAAGAUGCUCUCCCUGGAUCCGCUGGGUCCCGAAUGGGACUGCCCCCUGGGCUCCAAGGACCUGGAGGAAGAGGAGGGCCCAUGGGGAGGAGGCUCUGGCCUGCCGCCCCCAGACUGCUUCCCCGGCUCCUGGCGCCACGACGUGGGCCUGGACUGCAAGGGCUCCCUCGAGGGGGCGGAGGCCCGGGCCUGGACCGUCUACUACUAUAGCCUCCUGCAGAGCUGUCUGCAGCAAGCUGGCCUUCCGGAGACCCAGGACCGCAGCCAGGUGCCCCGCACAGGCUGCCCUGGUGCGGAGGUGACCUUAUGCGUUCUGGGAUCCCCCAGCACCUUUCUGUCUGUGCUGCUGGAGGGUGGGGUCCAGAGCCCGGGAAACAUGCUCCUCUGCCUGUCCCCUACUUGGCUGACAAAGGUGCCAGCACCUGGGCAGCCGGGCGAGGCGGUCCUGCUGGUCUCCAAGGCUGUGAGCUUCCACCCAGGGGGCCUGACAUUCCUAGAUGACUUUGUCCCCCCACGCCGAGCCACCUACUUCCUGGCGGGCCUGGGGCUGGGACCUGGCCGGGGUCGAGAGGCAGCUGAACUUGCCCGUGACCUGACCUGCCCCACCGGAGCCUCGGCUGAGCUGGCCCGGCUGCUGGAGGACAGGCUGCUGACAAGACGACUGCUGGCUCAGCACGGUGGUGCGGCUGUGCCGGCUACCCUGGCUUUCACCUAUAAGCCCCCGGCACUGCUGCGGGGAGGGGAGGCCAGCCCGGGCCUACGGCUGGUAGAGCUGAGUGGCAAAGAGGACCAGCAGACACUGGUGAAGGAGGAAGUAGGGGCCUUUCUGCACUCCGGGGCCCUGGCUGAUGCCCUGCAGGUGGCCGUGAAGCUCAGUGGCUGGCGCUGGCGGGGGCGGCAGGCAAUGCGUGUGUACCCUCGAGUGGAGCUGGGCACAGUGGUGGACACGGUGCUGGCGCUGCUGGAGAAACUGGAGGAGGAGGAGAGUGUCCUGGUGGAGGCUGUGUGCCCACCUGCCCGGCUACCCUUCCCAGGCAGUGCCCCACCUGGCCCCGAGCUGGCUGUGCGGAUCUGUGCCGUGGUAUGUCGGACACAGGGUGACAGGCCCCUGCUGAGCAAGGUGGUGUGCAGCGUGGGCCGUGAGGACCGGCCUCUGCGGCACCAGAGCUCCUUGCCACAGACGCUGGAGGUGGCACUGGCCCGGUGCGGCCUGGGUGAGACGGGACAGGUGGCGGUCGUGCGACGGCGCGUCAAGGCGGCGGCCGAGGCCGCGCUGGCCGCCGUGCUGGCCCUGGAGGCCGGCCUGAGCGCUGAGCAGCGCGGCGGGCGCCGGGCCCGCACGGACUUCCUCGGCGUGGACUUCGCGCUGACGGUGGAAGGCCGCGCGCUGACCCCCGUGGCUCUGGAGCUGAACAGCGGCCUGUGUCUGGAGGCGUGCGGCGCGCUCGAGGGGCUGUGGGCCGCGCAGCGCCCGCGGUCGGCGGCCGAGGACGCGGCGGCCGCGCCGCUCGUGGAGACCAUGCUGCGGCGGUCCGCGCACUGCCUCAUGGAGGGCAAGCAGCUGCUGCUGAUCGGCGCCGGCGGCGUCAGCAAGAAGUUCGUAUGGGAGGCGGCGCGCGACUACGGGCUUAAGCUGCACCUGGUGGAGUCGGACCCCAACCACUUUGCGUCCCAACUGGUGCAGACUUUCAUCCACUUUGAUGUGACAGAGCACCGGCGGGAUGAAGAGAAUGCACGGCUGCUGGCAGAACUGGUGCGGGCCCGUGGCCUGCAGCUGGAUGGCUGCUUCUCCUACUGGGAUGACUGCCUAGUGCUCACGGCCUUGCUCUGCCGGGAGCUGGGGCUGCCCUGCAGCCCCCCAGCUGCCAUGCGCUUGGCCAAGCAGAAGAGCUGCACCCAGCUGCACCUGUUGCGCUGCCAUGGCCCACCCUGGCCUGCGCCCUCCCUCCACGCUGUGCCCUGCUGCCCGCUGGAGACUGAGGCUGAUGUGGAGAAGGCCGUCCACCAGGUGCCCCUGCCAGGUGUCAUGAAGCUGGAGUUCGGGGCAGGCGCAGUGGGUGUGCGGCUGGUGGAGGACGCGCCACAGUGCCACGAACACUUUUCCCGGAUCGCCCGCGACCUGCAGGGGGAGGCCGACCACCCCGGCAUUGGGCUGGGCUGGGGCCACGCCAUGCUGCUGAUGGAGUUCAUUGAGGGCACCGAGCACGAUGUGGACCUGGUGUUGUUUGGUGGGCGACUGCUGGCCGCCUUCGUGAGCGACAACGGCCCCACGAGGCUGCCCGGCUUCACGGAGACGGCAGCCUGCAUGCCCACCGGGCUGGCACCUGAGCAGGAGGCCCAGCUGGUGCAGGCAGCCUUCCGCUGUUGCCUGGGCUGUGGGCUGCUGGACGGGGUGUUCAACGUGGAGCUCAAGCUGACCGGGGCUGGGCCGAAGCUCAUCGAGAUCAACCCUCGCAUGGGCGGCUUCUACCUGAGAGACUGGAUCCUGGAACUCUACGGUGUGGACCUGCUGCUGACAGCGGCUAUGGUGGCCUGCGGCCUGCGGCCUGCCCUGCCCGCCCGCCCUCGUGCCCGUGGCCACCUGGUGGGGGUCAUGUGCCUGGUGUCCCAGCACUUGCAGGUGCUGAGUUCCACCGCCAGCCGUGAGACCCUUCAGGCUCUUCAUGACCAGGGCCUGCUGCGCCUCAAUUGGCUGGAGGAGGUCCUGGUGCCGGGCGAAUACGAGGAGCCCUACUGCAGCGUGGCCUGUGCUGGGUCCAGCCUGGCUGAGGCUCGCCUCCGCCUGCUGGGCCUCUGCCAGGGUCUGGGCAUCGAUGGGCCCCACUACCCUGUUGCCCACUUCCUGUCCCACUUCAAAUAGUGCCUCUCUUCCUGGACCCCUGCCCCAACCCUGGCCUGGCCCCCCCCAAGGCCUCAGGUCUGUUCCAGAAUAACAGGGCCAUUUGACACGAAGGCCUCCUGAGCUUGAGGACCACAAAAAAAGUAUCUGGGGCGGGGGGGCUACUGGCCCCUCUUGCUGUCAGUCCGGCACUAAAGGCCCCAGUCCUGCCCCACGAGUCUAGCCAUGGAGAAACAGCAACAGCUGCGUGCAUACACGCAAGCACACGUACAUGCACGCGGGCGCACACACACACACUGCAGGGAGGCGGGAGUGGGCCCAAACUUAGCCCCUCCUUGUCAUCCCUCCAGGUCUGUCUCUGCUCCUGCAGCCUACAGGAAGAGAGAAGCUGGCUGGCCCCUGGCCUUGGACAAAUCCCUGAAAAAGCCUGAGACGAAACGCCCUGUCUUCUUACUCUUAACCCUCAUUUAGCAAAUUCCAGGAUAUUUCUAGAGUCCGCUGACAACUUUUGGCAGUGCCCUGCUUGCCUCAUUUGGCCUGAGCAGUAGAAGCAGGUGCCCUGGGCUCAGCAGGAACCAUCUCCUCUCCAGGCAGACACUAUUGCCCCAUUCUACAGAUGAGGAAAACAGGCUCAGAGAGGAACAACCAUAACCUCAAGGUCACACCACAGUAGCUGGGGGGGGGGGGUCAAGGGACGAGAUACAGGGUCCAGGUUUCCACUUUUACUAAGUCUUACGUGCCCGCUCUAAACCGCACUCACCUCCCUGCCAUCAUUCAUAUGUGGCCUUAAGACGAGUGAACGCCCCCUCCCAUGCAGCACACAUCUUCUCCACCAAACUUUGGUGGUUUGGCCUCUGGCAUAACUAACCGGCAUUGGCAGAGGAGAGUCUACACUCCCUUCCCGAUUCAGGGGAGUCUGCUUCGAUAACUCUGCCCCCUGUGCAGCGCAGGAGCUGGGGCUCGCUCCACAAGCAUCCCUCUCCAAAUAAAGGCUUAUGAACUAAUGAA
Molecule: messenger RNA, 3863 nt
Organism: Callorhinus ursinus (northern fur seal)
Lineage: Eukaryota; Metazoa; Chordata; Mammalia; Carnivora; Otariidae
Gene: CARNS1
Product: carnosine synthase 1
Biological process (GO): carnosine biosynthetic process
Molecular function (GO): metal ion binding; homocarnosine synthase activity; ATP hydrolysis activity
Source: RefSeq, a predicted model, not a curated record